GGGGCCGGCGAGAGCCGGGGGCCGGUGACGAAAGGGCAGCGCGCGGGUGACAGCACUGGCCUCUUCCUCUCCCGCCGCCGCCGUCCCCCGACUGGGUCGUUGGGUAGGAACCUGAGCCCUGAAUGCGCGAGGAGCCCUGUCCAGCUGCCUCUGGUCCCCGGGUGGGAAUCCUGGCUUUUCCUUCCCCCAAGUCACCCUGUCUUUUCCCUCGUCGGGGGCCGCCCAGACACCCAUUUUUAUGGUAAACGCUAAGCCGCCGCGUCUAAAUUCUACUCGCCCGAAUAUUUCCACUCCGCCCUAGUGCCCCCGAGCGUGAUCAGGGUUCCUGUCGAGGCUCCAGUGCGCCUGGUUUCUGGCGAGUGUGCGAGGGGUGUGUGCGUGUGCGAGUGUGUGUGUUCACACGCAGGGGGCUGACAGCCUGCAACUUGGAGACUUCGGCCAGGGCUGGUGUUAUCUGGUAGAAGUGGGCGUGUCGGAGAGAACGCAACAGGUCUGGACACAUUUCUCUCUCAACCUCGCACUCCCCCUGCCCCAGGGCUUGUUCUGCAGCGUUUGGCUUCACUUCGCGCGUGACGUUCCUAAGUGACCCCUUUUAGAAAAAGACCCUCCCUAAUUCGUAAUCAUUUCGUGGUGCGAUUUUUGACAAGUGCUUGUUUGACGUUUGGGGUUUCAGACUUGGUAACUGCAGCCUUGUAAUACCACUUAAGACCCCGUGGCAUGAUUCUUAGGGACCCGUUAAUGUAACAGGGUUAUUUGCAGUUUAAACUGGGUGAUAAUGUCGCUUGAGGGAGCGUUUCGUUUUAUGAAGCAUUGUUUUGGUUUCGGGUUUGAAGGCAGCUGUCAAAAAAGCGGCGUGGAAAUUCAUUAGGCUUCAUUUGAUACCUGUUUAGAGAUCGCUAUCAUAUAAACAAGGCGAAGGGGCCGAGAGAUAAGCGGUUUACCUUCAAAAUGUGUAGUCGCUGGUCCCUAUCCCUCUUCCAUCUUCAUCAUAGUCCUCUUUCGGUGAGGACUCUUACCGUUUUUGCUUCUUAGAGUCUUCCUACAGGGAAAGUUUCCUUUUUAGACUGGCUUUAGCUAUCAUGUCCUAAAUGUGCUUAUCAAAGUCUUUGUCCGUCUCUUAGAUCAUCCUGAUUAUUAACAAUAUACCAGCAACCUAAGCCUCUUGAAAAUGGGCUCAGAAUUGGGAUAAGUGAAGGUUUAGAAUGCAGAGAAAAUUAUUCUAAGCGUUUUUAUUGGUUACGGUUUUACCCAGAUUUAGAUGGGUUUUUCUGUUUCUGAGUUUUUCUGUUUUUCAGUACUUCAGUAUUCGGAAAGGAAAAUUUUUCUUUCACAGCUCAUAAUCACUGAUGGAUUCCAAAGAAUCAUUAACCUCCCCCAGUGAAGAAAUCCCCAGCAGUGUGCAUGGUCAGGAGAGAGGAAAUGUGAUGGACUUCUAUAAAACCCGAAGGGGAGGAGCUACUGUCAAGGUUUCUACGCCUUCACCCUCACUGGCUGCUACUUCUCAGUCAGACUCCAAGCAGCAAAGACUUUUGGUUGAUUUUCCAAAAGGUUCAGUAAGCAAUGUGCAGCAGCCAGAUCUGUCCAAAGCAGUUUCACUCUCCAUGGGAUUAUAUAUGGGAGAAACAGAAACAAAAGUGAUGGGAAAUGACCUGGGAUUCCCACAGCAGGGCCAAAUCAGCCUUUCCUCUGGGGAAACAAACUUGCAGCUUCUGGAAGAAAGCAUCGCAAACCUCAAUAGGUCGACCAGUGUUCCAGAGCACCCCAAGAUCUCAGCAUCUGUUGCUGUAUCUGCUGCCCUCCUAGAGAAAGAACUCCCAGAAACUCCCUCUGAUGUAUCUUCGGAACAACAAAAUUUAAAGGGCCAGACUGGCACCAACGGUGGCAAUGUGAAGUUGUGUACUGCAGACCAAAGCACCUUUGAUAUUUUGCAGGAUUUGGAGUUUUCUUCUGCGUCCCCAGGUAGAGAGACAAAUGAGAGCCCUUGGAGAUCAGACCUGUUGCUAGAUGAAAACUGUUUGCUUUCUCCUUUGGCAGUCGAGGAUGAUCCAUUCCUUUCGGAAGGAAAUUUGAAGGAGGACUGCAAGCCUCUCAUUUUACCGGACACUAAACCUAAAAUUAAGGAUAAUGGAGAUCUGAUUUUAUCGAGCCCCAAGAGUGUACCACUGCCCCAAGUGAAAACUGAAAAAGAAGAUUUCAUCGAACUCUGCACCCCUGGAGUAAUUAAGCAAGAGAAACUGGGCCCAGUUUACUGUCAGGCAAACUUUUCCGGAGCAAAUAUAAUCGGUAAUAAAAUGUCUGCCAUUUCUGUUCAUGGUGUGAGUACCUCUGGAGGACAGAUGUACCAUUACGACAUGAAUACAGCAACCCUUUCUCAACAGCAGGAUCAGAAGCCCAUUUUUAAUGUCAUUCCACCAAUUCCUGUUAGUUCAGAAAAUUGGAAUAGGUGCCAAGGAUCUGGAGAUGAGAACUUGACUUCCUUGGGAACUUUGAACUUCUCUGGCCGAUCAGUUUUUUCCAAUGGCUACUCAAGCCCUGGAAUGAGACCCGAUGUCAGUUCUCCUCCAUCUAACUCCUCUACAGCAGUGGGACCACCUCCCAAACUCUGCCUGGUAUGCUCUGAUGAAGCUUCAGGAUGUCACUAUGGGGUCUUGACUUGUGGAAGCUGUAAAGUAUUCUUCAAAAGAGCUGUGGAAGGUAGGCAGCACAAUUACCUUUGCGCUGGAAGGAAUGACUGUAUCAUUGAUAAAAUUCGAAGGAAAAACUGCCCAGCGUGCCGCUAUCGAAAAUGUCUUCAAGCCGGAAUGAACCUGGAAGCUCGAAAAACGAAGAAAAAAAUAAAAGGAAUUCAGCAGACCACUACAGGAAUCUCACAAGAAACUCCUGAAAAUUCUGCUAACAAAACAAUAGUUCCUGCAACAUUACCACAACUCACCCCUACCCUGGUGUCACUGUUGGAAGUCAUUGAGCCUGAGGUGUUAUAUGCAGGAUACGAUAGCUCGCUUCCAGAUACAACCUGGAGGAUCAUGAGUGCACUCAACAUGUUAGGUGGGCGGCAAGUGAUUGCCGCUGUGAAGUGGGCAAAGGCGAUACCAGGAUUCAGGAACUUGCACCUGGAUGACCAAAUGACCCUACUGCAGUACUCUUGGAUGUUUCUCAUGGCAUUUGCCCUGGGGUGGAGAUCAUAUAAACAAGCAAGUGCAAAUUUGCUGUGUUUUGCUCCUGAUCUGAUUAUUAAUGAGCAGAGAAUGUCUCUCCCCUUCAUGUAUGACCAAUGUAAACAUAUGCUGUUUGUUUCCUCUGAGUUACAGAGGCUUCAGGUCUCUUAUGAAGAGUAUCUCUGCAUGAAAACCUUACUACUUCUCUCUUCAGUUCCUAAGGAAGGUUUGAAGAGCCAAGAGCUAUUUGAUGAAAUUAGAAUGACCUACAUCAAAGAGCUAGGAAAAGCCAUAGUUAAAAGGGAAGGAAACUCCAGUCAAAACUGGCAGCGUUUUUAUCAGCUGACAAAACUCUUGGACUCCAUGCAUGAUGUGGUUGAAAAUCUUCUUAACUAUUGCUUCCAAACAUUUUUGGAUAAGACCAUGAGGAUUGAGUUCCCAGAGAUGUUGGCUGAAAUCAUCACCAAUCAAAUACCAAAAUACUCAAAUGGAAAUAUCAAGAAACUUCUGUUUCAUCAAAAAUGACUGCCUUAUUAAGAAAGGUUGCCUUAAAGAAAGUUGAAUUUAUA
Molecule: messenger RNA, 3724 nt
Organism: Tupaia belangeri chinensis (Chinese tree shrew)
Lineage: Eukaryota; Metazoa; Chordata; Mammalia; Scandentia; Tupaiidae
Gene: NR3C1
Product: nuclear receptor subfamily 3 group C member 1
Exons: 9
Coding region: 1347-3680 (777 amino acids)
Biological process (GO): nuclear receptor-mediated glucocorticoid signaling pathway; regulation of DNA-templated transcription
Cellular component (GO): nucleus
Molecular function (GO): zinc ion binding; steroid binding; sequence-specific DNA binding
Source: RefSeq, a predicted model, not a curated record